Molecule: messenger RNA, 1004 nt
Organism: Tachysurus fulvidraco (yellow catfish)
Lineage: Eukaryota; Metazoa; Chordata; Actinopteri; Siluriformes; Bagridae
Product: acidic leucine-rich nuclear phosphoprotein 32 family member B-like
Exons: 4
Coding region: 85-450 (121 amino acids)
Source: RefSeq, a predicted model, not a curated record
AAACCCAUUUUUAUCAAUCACCACUUGAAGAGUCUCGAUCUGUUCAACUGUGAAGUGACGAAUCUGAAUGGCUAUCGGGAGAGCAUGUUCAAACUGCUGCCUCAGCUCACUUACCUGGACGGAUACGACGCAGAGGACCGCGAAGCUUCCGACUCGGAUGGAGAAGUGGACGGUGUAGACGACGAUGAAGACGAGGAGGGGGAGGAGGAGGAGGACGGUGAGGAGGAAGACUUGGAUGAGGAGGAGGAUAAAGAUGAGGUAGAAGGAGAGGAAGACGAAGUCAGUGGAGAAGAUGAGGAGGAAGACUUUGCACAGGAUGGAGAGGUGGAUGAUGAAGAUGAUGAUGAUGAUGAAGAUGAUGAUGAAGUCGUCACGAAGGGAGAGAAAAGGAAGAGAGAUGCGGACGAUGAAGACGAGGAUGACAACGAUGAUGAUGAUGAUGAUGAAUAAAAUCCAACCAGCCAAUCAGCUUCCUCUACUCCUCCCGAACCCCACCCUCCUUUUUUUUACACGCUUACCUCAGUUGCCCCGCCCCUCUAUUUUCCCCCUCUGUAUUUCCACCCUAAUGGGGAUGAGACUGUACUACAUGGGCGGGGCAUGUGGAACUGAGAGAGAGCUAUUGGUCAGGCUACUCAUCAUUCCACAUGUUCACAACUCGACCCUGCCCAUGUUCCCAAGCCCCCCCCCCUCCCCCCCCCCCCCCCGUGUGUGUGUGUGUGUGUGAGUGUGUGUGAGAGGACUUUUGGGAUCUAGAUUUGGGUCUGUGCUUUUAAUAUUUUUUUGGAGAAGUGUUUUUUUUUCUCAUUUGUUUUUCCCCUUAUUUUUAUUUUUUUGUCUCUUUCUUGGUUCACUUUCUCAAUAAGAUUAUCGCUAUAGCAACCAGGUGAUGAGCGAGCCAUCAUUUUUAGCGUGGCAGCUCGUCACACCCCUCAGUGUCACUGCUAAAUUUUUACUUUCUGUAAGACGAAGAAUACAAACUUUGUAAAUAAAAUGACAUUUUGUGC